GCCUAAUUCCGACCAGUCCAGCCCAAUCCGAUCAAUCAGGGCAGUAGGGUUGGUUAAAUUCAGUAGAAUUGAUUCUGGGUUAGCAAUAUCCCAACCUAACAUUUGGCUGACCUGGGCUUGGGUCGAGCAAAUGGGACCUAGGGUUUUAUAAAAAUGUAGUCCAACCUGGUAUUGGAAAGCUUAACCCGCUACACGUGACUGUCUGAAGCGGAAGAGGUCGUCUCCGGAUCUCCGCCCGUGGCCGCGGCGUACUGGUCGUCCCUUCUUCCUGGUGUCCUCUCUCUCUCUCCAACCCCUUACCCGCCCAUCCCAGUAAUGGCAAGUCGUCCGGCGGUUCGGCACAUCUCAAGAUGCUCCAUAAAACCAGAGUACGUUCCAGAGGAAUCAAAGCAGCCUUUCCACUUGAACCCAUGGGAGAUCUCCUUGCUCAACGGACACUACAUCCAGAAGGGUCUUCUCUUUCCCAAACCUAAAGACCCUCCUUCCAUUACUACCAUCAUUAACCAGCUUAAGGAUUCCCUUUCUCGCACCCUCGUCCAUUUCUUCCCCCUGACCGGCCACCUCAUCACGCAUAAACAGGACAACCCACCUUCAUAUUCAAUCUCUCUGGAUUGUAACAAGAACAACCCAGAAGUGGAAUUCGUCCACGCCUUUGCAGAUUUGACCAUGGCAGACAUCCUUUCCCCAAUUCAUGUUCCCCUCAUCGUUCGAUCAUUCUUUCUGCAAGGAGAAGCUCUAAGCCAUGAUGGCCACAUUUUGCCUUUACUAGCCGUGCAGGUCACAGAGUUAGUAGAUGGAAUCUUCAUAGCAUGCUCCUUCAACCAUGUCCUAGGUGAUGGCACUUCCUUCUGGAAUUUCUUCAACUCAUGGGCAGAGAUAUGCAAGCACAAUCAAAUCUCGCACCCACCAGUCCUUACACGUUGGUUCCUCGAUGGCCACUCCCCUGUUAUCAAUUUACCUUACUCUCACCAUAAUGAGUUCAUUGACAGAUUCCAGCCACCGGUGGAGCUCAGAGAUAGAUUCUUCCAUUUCUCACCACAAUCCAUUGCGAGGCUCAAAGCUAAAGCCAACGCGGAGUCCAACACUAGCACCAUAUCCUCCUUCCAGGCCUUGUCUGCACUUGUCUGGAGGUCUGUGACACGGGCUCGCCUUCAUCUACAGAGCCACCAAAAAACGAGUUGCAGUUUUUCCACUAAUAAUAGAUCAAGAUUGAACCCACCAUUAUCCCCGGACUACUUUGGAAGCUGCGUUCAGCCUGUGAUGGCAACGACCACUGUUGGAGAAUUGCUCAGCCAUGGAAUUGGGUGGGGAGCAUUGCUAUUGCACGAAGCUGUGAAGGGUCAUACUGAAAAUAAGGUGCGGGAAUGGUUGGAGAUGUGGAUGAAGAGUCCUAAAAUUUACCAGUUAAGCAAACUCUUCGAUCCCUGCGGCGUCUUUAUUGGUAGCUCACCCAGAUUCGAGAUGUAUGGGUGUGACUUUGGGUGGGGAAAAGCAGAGGCUGUUCGAAGUGGGAUUGAUAAUAAGUGCGAUGGGAGAGUGAUUUCUUACCCAGGGCGCCAUGGAGGAGGAAGUGUGGACUUGGAGGUUAGCCUUAUGCCAGAGUCCAUGACUGCCCUCGAGUUAGACCCAGAGUUUAUGGACGCGGUGACACCGGUGUUAGCUUCUUGGUGUUAACGCGACACCAAAUGCCAUAACCAUAGCAAUAUAGCAUUAGUCCCACAUGCUCUGCAGCCGAGCGGUAAGGUGCUGACAACAUCUGAAUACGUAUUCCAAGAGCUUCUCAAUUAUCCGAUGGUCAUUGUAUGGAACUAUGGCCUAUAUCAAUGUAAUCACUAAAGACGAUUUUCACACACUAGUAUCUGUGUUUCUGAUUCUGAAAUCUCUUCUACUGAAAAAAAAUAAUCAUAAUAAUAAAUUCUGAAAUCUUCGAUUGGCUUUUGUGAA
Molecule: messenger RNA, 1944 nt
Organism: Macadamia integrifolia
Lineage: Eukaryota; Viridiplantae; Streptophyta; Magnoliopsida; Proteales; Proteaceae
Exons: 1
Coding region: 316-1674 (452 amino acids)
Source: RefSeq, a predicted model, not a curated record